Molecule: messenger RNA, 753 nt
Organism: Venustampulla echinocandica
Lineage: Eukaryota; Fungi; Ascomycota; Leotiomycetes; Helotiales; Pleuroascaceae
Exons: 1
Coding region: 1-753 (250 amino acids)
Source: RefSeq, a predicted model, not a curated record
AUGCCCAAAUUCUUCCCAAGUAUCAGUCCGGAGCUGGGGGAAUGGGCCCUCAAACAACCCGUCUUCUUUACCGGCUCCGCCCCGAUCGCCGGCCGCCAUGUCAACAUCUCCCCAAAAGGCCUACCUAGCUCAACAUUCACAAUCUUCUCCCCAAACUCCUGUGGAUACAUGGACGCGACUGGCUCAGGAGCCGAAACAAUCUCCCACAUCUACGAGAACCGCCGCUGCACCAUCAUGUUCUGCUCCUUCGGCCCGUCGCCGCGCAUCAUGCGCUUUUUCUGCACAGGAAGGGUGGUGGAAUGGGACACGCCUGAGUUCGAGGUUCUGUUGGGGAAGAUGGGAAAGAAGAGGAUUGAUGCCGCGAGGGCCAUUAUCAUGCUUGAUGUUUGGAAGGUCCAGACCUCUUGUGGGUACGGGGUACCGAAACUAACCACUAGUAGCUUGGGCGAUACAGAGAAAGGGUAUGAGGCAGCAUUUCUCGAUCGUGACACCCUAGGCCAUUGGGCGAGUAACAAAGUUGAGCGAAAUGAGGUUACCGAGUAUCGGCUGAUGAACAAUACUUGGAGCUUGGAUGGUAUUCCUGGACUUAUGUCGGCGAGGAGGGAUUCCGGACAGUGGCUGUGGAUUGAAGACGGAAAGGCGUUUCUCAGGAGAGCUAAUAGCCAGCCUGGGACGUUAGUCGUGGGGAUUAUCAUUGGUGUUUUGUUAAGUUUGUUUGUUCAGCUUGUGCGGAAUUAUUUGUAUACUGCAUGA